CAGACCCCGUGUUCCCCAAAGCGCCCUCGUCCGCCCGGGGGACAGAGACUGCAGCGCCCGCAGCGGGCAGACGCUCUCCCGCAACCUGGCCGGCGGCACCAUGAGGCAGGCGGGACGCACGCUGCUGCUGGCAGCGCUGCUGCUCCUGGCACAGCUGCGCCCGGGGAGCAGCCAGUGGAGCCCGCGGGCGGCGGCGGCCGGGGUCCGGGACCCGAGUCUGCGCUGGAGUCCUGGGGCGCGGAACCAGGACGGCGGGGCCCGCGCGCUACUCUUGCUGCUGGCCGAGCGCUUCCCGCGCCGCGCGGGGCCCGGAGGAUGGGGAUCCCGGACCUCGGGCGAGCGGCCGCGACGCGACGACCCUCCGCUGUCUAUUGACCUCACCUUCCACCUGCUGCGGACCCUGCUGGAGCUGGCGCGGACGCAGAGCCAGCGGGAGCGCGCCGAGCAGAACCGCAUCAUAUUCGAGUCCGUGGGCAAGUGAUCUUCGGGGGGGUCCGCGGCCACAAGAACCUCGACCCCCGUCCCUCACCCCUCGGACCGGGACGUGCGCGACUGUACUGACCCAAUCCCGCAGUGCUGUAGCGGCCCAGGGAUGCCCUGAGCACUCCGUGCGUCGCCGGUUUUUAAUAAAAGUGCUGAAGAGC
Messenger RNA from Hyaena hyaena (striped hyena), 644 nucleotides. It is a transcript of the gene UCN, whose product is annotated as urocortin. The coding region runs from base 101 to 481 and encodes 126 amino acids. NCBI's taxonomy places the organism in Eukaryota, Metazoa, Chordata, Mammalia, Carnivora, Hyaenidae. The record is from RefSeq and is a predicted model, not a curated record. The transcript has 2 exons. Gene Ontology annotation, molecular function: hormone activity. Gene Ontology annotation, biological process: negative regulation of feeding behavior. Gene Ontology annotation, cellular component: extracellular region.